CAAGACAUCGAAACUGUGAUUAUGGGCAGUGGAGGCGAAGUGGACCAGGAGGCUUCUGCAGUUCUGCAGGCUUGCGACACUUCUGCUAACGGCCUGGACAUGGAUCCCUUCACCCAGCCCACCACACCGAGCUACUACAUAGACUUGGGGGGCUCUUGCAAGAGUCGGCCAGCCGACCAACUGGUACCGUUCGUCCCCCCGGUGAUUUACUCCCUGCCACCGCCCGUCGAUUCCACCAAAGAUGACCCCUCGAAGAGUGACUCGUACGCGGAAUGCAUCAGCAGAAUCAAGACCGAGGAUUCCGCCCACGCGGAGACCUUAUACCUGACCAGUGCGAGGCAUCCCAGUUCCUAUCCACCCUUGGCCUCCGCCUCCCACAAUUUCUCCAACGCUUCGCCCCACUACUCGUACGGCGUGAGUCAACCCUCCUUCGUGCCUCCGGGACCUCGUUGUAUAGUUCCUCUGGGCCAGAUCUCCCCGCCUAACACUCCGGAGACCUUCCGGACACAGGUCGUCCACCCUUACGGCCACGUCCACGGAGUGGACGCGAUCUCUCACGAACAUCCUUCACACCAUUUCAUGCUCAUCACACCACCGUCCUCACCACACGUCUCGACCCUGCACGGACCGCCGGAUCUACGGCACAGACACCCCGGCCACGCUUUCCUCCCCGGGCAGCACCACCUGCCUCCCCCGGGAGCCGUCAAGUCCCUCGUCACCAAGACCCGACGUCGCCAGAACUGGAGUCGGCGAAAGGUCAUAGUGCACACUUGCUCCCACUCCGGCUGUGGCAAGACAUACACCAAAUCAUCCCACCUGAAGGCACAUCUCCGCACACACACGGGCGAGAAGCCGUACCAGUGCGGCUGGAAGGGCUGUGGCUGGAAGUUCGCUCGCUCGGACGAGCUGACUCGCCACUACAGGAAACACACCGGGGACCGUCCCUUCCAGUGCAGACUCUGCGAGAGGGCGUUUUCCAGGUCUGACCAUCUCUCUCUCCAUAUGAAACGACAUAUCAAUAUCUGAAGAGAAUUUUGACCAAAAUAUAAUCUAGUUUAUUUGAUACAGCGUAUUCUAAAAAGAUGAUUUAUUCAGUUUUGGACAGUUGGUUUUUGAAACCUCGAUGGUAAAUAUAUUUAAGUUGAGUUGAUAAACCUUACCUUGCAAAGAUUAAUGAGUUACAUAAAAGGUAUUUUAGAACAUUUUAGUGAAAGAAAUACCAAAUCUAUUUCACAAUGGGUCUAUAUGUUUACACUAGUUUAAAAGUUUAAAAUGAAAUUUCUUGAAAACAGAAAAGUUUUGGCACGCAACUACUACUGUCUUAGUUAUA
This is a messenger RNA of Homalodisca vitripennis (glassy-winged sharpshooter), 1330 nucleotides long. Its product is annotated as Kruppel-like factor 3. The record is from RefSeq and is a predicted model, not a curated record. The transcript has a single exon. Gene Ontology annotation, biological process: regulation of transcription by RNA polymerase II. Bases 22 to 1026 code for a protein of 334 amino acids. Gene Ontology annotation, molecular function: DNA-binding transcription factor activity, RNA polymerase II-specific; RNA polymerase II cis-regulatory region sequence-specific DNA binding. NCBI's taxonomy places the organism in Eukaryota, Metazoa, Arthropoda, Insecta, Hemiptera, Cicadellidae.